Messenger RNA from Naegleria fowleri, 1908 nucleotides. RefSeq lists its product as uncharacterized. Bases 1 to 1908 code for a protein of 635 amino acids. The transcript has a single exon. Lineage: Eukaryota; Heterolobosea; Eutetramitea; Acrasida; Naegleriidae. The record is from RefSeq and is a predicted model, not a curated record.
AUGUCAGAACCACCAUCUUCAUCAUUUCCAACCAGUGUCGACCCUGAUGAACUGACGAACAAGAGCAGCAACGCCACGAUUCUCGAAAUUGGAAAGAGGAUUGAAAAAGAAAAGCACCAACAAGAUUCUUAUCAUCCCGAGUUGAACCAUUUCACGACCGACCUUAUGAAUAGCAGCUGCUGUAUGGUAGUUGUUCAUCAUAAUUCAAUCGACGAACAAGCAGCAGCAGUAAUUGAACUCCUCCAUGAAGUUGCACAACAAGAAGAACCACAAUUUAAAACUAUGGCGAUGAUACUCCUUGAUGAUGAGAUGAAUGGACAAGCAGCAGCAUCACACACAACAACAACUACAACAACAGACUGGAAUGAGAGCAUUGUUCAACUCCUUUCUUCCUAUCCACGAGAUGGUUCUCUCGGAUAUGGAUGGGUCAAGCCAACAUCCAAGAGUCCUCAUCAUCAGAGCCUCUCCUCGUCUGUACCUUCCUUUCCGACCUCUCCAUUACUAUCCUCCUUGACUUCUUCUUCCUCCAUGAGCAGUUGCAAUUCCACUCCUACUUCCUCCUCUAAUACCAGCUCAAUACUAUCUUCGUUCAUCAUCACGAACAGUUCGUCCACAAGUCUUUCAUCCUCUCCCCAUGAUAAUGUUGAGCAACAGUCCCAUCAUCAUCAACAACAACAACAACAACGUCUAUGGAAUGCUCUACAGACCUACCUCCCUCAAAUCUCACUCCGUAAGCCUCAUACGUCGCGACUCAUAGCCACCAUUUCAGAAUUGGCUCGACUCGAAGAAGCAGAAUCAUUGAGGAUGAAUUUGCCCAUCACGAGUAGUGUAUUUGACAAUGGUGUCAAAAAACCUGAAUGCAUCGUGAAACCCCUAUUCACCUCAGUCGACGAUUGGAAAGCCAUUGAGAGAGAAUUUUCUGACAUUUUGAACUUGGCUCUUCCAUCCCACGAUAAUUCUUGUAGUGAUGACUGCAACCACGAUCGAACGGAUCUACCAAUAGAAGCCCAAUUGAAGACUGAAUUGAAUCGUCUCUUGAUGGAUUUUGAAGAGUUUCUUUGUUUGUUGCCACCUAUUGUACAAUGUUUGUGUGACCGUUCUCAGUUGCAUUGUUGCAUUUGUGGAUGCACGAAUUAUGGAUUUGCAAGAGAUUUAAUUUUACGACACCAACAAGUGGACAGAGAGUUAUGUCACUCGAACGAGAUACUGCUGUUGCCAAGUUUCAGCUCCACUCUGAAAGGCAAAAAACUCAUUGCAGAGAAAAAGAAGGAAAUGAAAAUGGACUUGUUAAAAAAGCAACAACAAAGGCCUGAAAAUCUUCAUUCCAUGAUCAUGCCUCAAUUCUUUUUGCAUCCGUCCUCCCUAUUAAGCAGUAUUGCUCAAACAGGUAGUUUUGGUGCUUUGAGUGUUACUGAUUCGAGCAUAAUGAAAGCUGCAACAGAGAGCGGACUUCAGUCUUCGUCAAUGAAUCCAGUUCUUAGCAUACCUUCGACGUUUUGUUGUGGCGUUACCUUUGAAAUAUUCUUUCGAGUAUUCACAGAGAAGAGACAUCCCAGGCUGCAGGACUUUUUCAACAUUCAAGAAUUGCUAAAAAUCAAGAGGGAUUGGUUUUGUGAAAAACAAGACAAUGCAGCAAAAGACGAUGACUCCUAUAAAGAAGGUUGCUAUAAGGCAUUAAUGUCACGAGGUCUCGGCAAACAUGUGAAUAACAUUUUCGAAGCAAAGCAAGGCGACUUUGUACAAUUUUGGAGAGUGAAUGGUACAGGUCAUAGCGUGAUCUUUAUGGGCCUCAAGGAAGAUGAAAUAACAUUUGAAUAUUGGUCCUCUCAACGCUCCACAAAUGGAGUAGGGUUUAACACUGAAUCGUUGUCAGGUGUCGAACGAUUUCACAUUGUGAGAUUGGUGUAG